This is a messenger RNA of Achroia grisella, 948 nucleotides long. It is a transcript of the gene Mp20, whose product is annotated as muscle-specific protein 20. The record is from RefSeq and is a predicted model, not a curated record. Gene Ontology annotation, molecular function: protein binding. Lineage: Eukaryota; Metazoa; Arthropoda; Insecta; Lepidoptera; Pyralidae. The coding region runs from base 73 to 627 and encodes 184 amino acids. The transcript is spliced from 4 exons.
AGUCUAGCGGUGCUUCGGAAAGCGCACUAUAUAUCCUCUUAGUAUUAACCAGACACAGGCACACAACACAACAUGUCUCUGGAACGCCAAGUCCGCGCCAAGCUCGCUUCCAAGCGCAACCCUGAACAAGAGCAGGAGUGCCAGCAAUGGAUUGAAACAGUCCUUGGUGCCAAAUUCCCCCCCGGUGAGGCUUUUGAGGAUGUCCUGAAGGACGGCACUGUCCUCUGCCAGCUUAUUAAUAAGCUGAAGCCUGGUUCCGUUCCCAAAAUCAAUACUUCUGGUGGACAGUUCAAGAUGAUGGAAAACAUCACCAACUUCCAAGCAGCCAUUAAAGCGUAUGGAGUGGUAGACAUCGAUGUAUUCCAGACUGUCGAUCUCUGGGAGAAGAAAGACAUCGCGCAAGUAGUUAGCACGCUGUUUGCUCUGGGUCGUGAGACCUACAGGCACGCUGAGUGGAGUGGACCAUACCUCGGCCCCAAGCCCGCUGAUGAGUGCAAGCGUGACUUCUCCGAGGAAGUGCUGAAGGCUGGUCAGACCGUUAUCGGAUUACAGGCUGGUUCUAACAAGGGUGCCACCCAGGCUGGUCAGAACUUAGGUGCUGGCCGCAAGAUUCUCUUGGGCAAGUGAACUACUCGCCACUCCAUACGCCAAGUGAUAUUAAUUUGUAAGAAUUUUGUACAAAACAAGUGCGGACGCUGUAUGAGAGACUAUAAGCCUAGCCUAGCCAACAUAUGAAACCUUUGAAGUGAUUAUGCAUUAGAUAUUUAGUUUCAUUUAACGUGAAAAUCCUUACGUGUCUGUAAACAUUAUUUUGUGGUUAUAGAUGUCUCAUUGUCUUAUUGUUCCAUGUAGCGCCAUAUGAUUUUGUACGUAUCUAAGUAUUUAGGAUAAGUGAAAAUAUUUAUUUCCAUUUUAUUACCUUUUUAUAAUAAAAUGUAUGGUAUAUAA